AUGGCCGCCCUCGCUCCUCGAGUCCUGGUCGGCUGGUGGCUGCUUGCCAGUGCUGCGGCUGUCCAGGACCGCUUCCAGUUCGGCGCCAUGGAGACGGGCCCGGCCUUGUCGCCGCGCCUCUACCAUGCCUCGCCGGCCGUCCCACUCCGGAACCGCCAGUUCCAAUGCGCCGCCGGCCUCCACCCAUGCAACGAGAUUGGAGCUGUCGGCGACAGCUUCUGCUGCGCCAACACCGAAUACUGCAUCGUGAACCCUACCGCCACGUCUCAGGCGGGAUGCUGCCAGAUCGGCGCCACGUGCGGCGCUUCCCCGUGCAACGAGAACCAGUACAUCUGCGCCAGCACGGCCACCAUCACGUCGGCCGGGUCGACCAUCACGUCGGUGGAGCCGGCGUGCUGCUCGCGCCAGUGCACGGCGACGUCCAUGUACGGCUGCCCCUCGUCGCUCGGCGGCGGCUGCUGCUCCUACGACUCGGUGUGCCGCUCCAACCGCCAGUGCGUGUCCACCGUCAUGCCGACCUCGUCGUCGAGCCCCCUGGUGCCUAUGAUCCCCGCCGGCUGCACCACCAGCCAGAUCUCGUGCGCCUCCAGUCUCGGGGGAGGCUGCUGCGCCGUUACACAGUCGUGCACCCUCUUCAGCUCCUCGGCCCACUGCGCCGACGUCACCACGACGCCAACCGGCAGCGGCAUAACCGAGGUCGAGCCCGGCAGCACCGGCGGGCUGAGCACCGGCGCCAAGGCCGGCGUGGGCGUCGGCGUUGUCGUAGCCUUUGGGCUGCUGAUCGGCGCCGCCACGUGGUGGUGCCUGCGACGAAGACGGCGGAGCGACAGCUCGAGCAGCUCGCACCGGCCGCGGCCGACGGGCGUCAUCGGCGCGCUGGUCGGCGGCGGGCCCAACGGAGUCGGGAGGGGCGAGAUGUCGGACAACGACACGACCGACAUCGUGUCGCGCGGCGGCCCGCUGCCCGGCAUGGCGCACGACUACUUCGGCCCCGACGCCGUGCCGGGCCCCUACACCGACAACACGCCGCCCGACACGUCGGCCGUCACCACCCCGGGCGUCGAGCACAGGGACAGGCUCGGCGCCUUCCAGCCCCACGACCCCGACGACAUCGCCGUGCCCGUCGAGAUCGACUCGCGCAUCAGCCCGUCCCAGCGGCAGCAGCAGCAGCAGCAGCAGCAGCAGCAGCAGCAGCAGCAGCCGCCGCCGCUGCCGCCGCUGCCGUCGGAACCGCCAGGCGACAUCUCCCCCGCGGCGCCGCCGCCUGUUGUGCCACAGCCCCACUACCCCUCCGGCGGGCGGUUCGAACUGUACGGCUCCAGCCCGACGGAGUACGUGUCUCCAACCUCGCCGGAACCGCCCGACGACAGGGCGCGGUGA
Molecule: messenger RNA, 1380 nt
Organism: Lasiosphaeria miniovina
Lineage: Eukaryota; Fungi; Ascomycota; Sordariomycetes; Sordariales; Lasiosphaeriaceae
Exons: 3
Coding region: 1-1380 (459 amino acids)
Source: RefSeq, a predicted model, not a curated record